Messenger RNA from Arvicola amphibius (Eurasian water vole), 1523 nucleotides. RefSeq names its product U1 small nuclear ribonucleoprotein C-1-like. Lineage: Eukaryota; Metazoa; Chordata; Mammalia; Rodentia; Cricetidae. The transcript has 3 exons. Bases 294 to 974 code for a protein of 226 amino acids. The record is from RefSeq and is a predicted model, not a curated record.
UCCAAUCCCUUUGAGCGACUCUGCAGCGCUUGAGCAGAUGGUCCCAUUUUAUCCGAUGGCUGUGGGCUUUGCCUGGACCUGUCUUCCCAAUGGAAGGAAGACCCCUCGAGCUUUAUACCUCUAACUCCUUCAGCAGAGCCCUGUUCCCUGAAGUCGUCCUUGUACCACGUGGAUAGUUUACUCCAGAAUUCAGCACUACCUGCUCCUCCCCAAACCUCAGUGAUCAGACCCAAACCAAACGGAGUGCAGUUCCACACCGACUGAUAGCGAAGGGAAAUGCCCAUGCAGCUUGGAUGCUCCUGAGCAUGAAUCGACAAGAGUCAAAGGCAGAAAAGAAAGACAUCAGAAGCCAAGGAAAUAGCAUGCUAGUAGUGAAAAUGCCUGCCUCCAAAUGGCCCUGGAGCGUUGAGUUCAGCCUGUGCCUUGCUCUAAUCCACUCGGGCCCCAGCCCUGGACACCCAGCCGCAUCGCCCAGCGUCUCUCUCUCCUCGCUGCUCCCCCUGCUCCGGCCCUGUCGCCCUCCAGACUCGCCUGGCAGACAGCCGCACCACACAGCUCAGGAAGCGCCCGCCGGACCCCGCACCCGGGCAGGCAGCCUCCCUCGCUCGGGCGCGCUCAGGCACCGCGAGCCUCGCCCUUCCUCACUGGUAGGAACUGGCCCACAGCAAAACCAAGACCUCAAACUCUCAACUGCCGCUGGCCUUCUUCUCCGUCGCCCCCCCCCCCCCCCAACCCGAGCUCAAGCCCCUGCCCCUCCCACCUCUCACCGCACACCCUCCCCCAGCGAGCCCGCAGGCUCAUCGGGAGCACCACGGUCCCCAUCCGGUAGGCUCCCCGGACACCCGUGGCUUCGGGAUUUCCACGCGACAGAUACUGGCUGCAUGGCUGCAUGGUUGCAUGGGUGCGAGGACGUGUUCGGGGAUGGGCGAGUGGGUGCCCUGGACCUGGACACCUUGCUAGGAGCAGACAGGUGACCAAACACCCGCUGACACGCAAUGGAGGACACGGUGAGAUCUCUCUCCCGCACCACCACCCUCCUACCCUCGCGACCCUCUCCUGCCGCCGCGCGUCCCCAGGAGGCGAGGGGUUGGGUGGGGCUGGGGUGGGGGGACCAGAGCGGGAGCCGCCUCCCGGCACCACAGGGCCCAAGCCCCCAAACACAACUCAGGGACGUCCUCCCGUCUGGAUCCAGGUCGUCUGUAUCUUCAGAGAAGCACACCCGGACACCUCAUCCCAGCUCACCCAUCCCAGGCACCAUGCCUUUUGGUGCUCAACUCCUCAAUCUCAGACUCCACUUGACCGUCGACUUGGAUUGACGACACCCUGAACCACUUGGGAUGACCACUUUGGCAAAAAAGAAAUCAGAAUUUCAAGGCAAGGCAGAAACCAUGAAAAGAAAAGCCAGACACACACUCACAUACACGCACACUCACACAAACUUCACUAACACACCUACAGAGAUAAAUGGGGGAGAAAGAGACUGGCUGAAUGACAAAGAGAGACUCUGAGUCUGUGUGUGUGUG